Fonsecaea pedrosoi CBS 271.37 is the source of this 1845-nucleotide messenger RNA. RefSeq lists its product as uncharacterized. Gene Ontology annotation, molecular function: FAD binding. Lineage: Eukaryota; Fungi; Ascomycota; Eurotiomycetes; Chaetothyriales; Herpotrichiellaceae. The transcript has 2 exons. The record is from RefSeq and is a predicted model, not a curated record. Bases 1 to 1845 code for a protein of 614 amino acids.
AUGGCGGCGGAUGAUGGAGUUAUACGCGAAGAGCUCUCACCAGAUACGGUUCUCAUUGCCGGAGGUGGUCCAGUUGGGCUGUUACUCGCGGCCGUCCUCUCGCGUUAUGGGGUAAGAUCCGUACUCGUCGAGCGGAAUAAAAGUACGACACAAUGGCCCAAAAUGGAUCUCACAAAUGCAAGAUCUAUGGAGAUCCUACGGCGACUUGGACUGGCGGAGGAACUACGAACGCACGGUGUACGAGCAGAUAUACCCCAGCCUGUACUUUUCUGCACGGGCCUGCCUGCUCCAAAGGCUUUGACCAGCUGGCAGCAUGAGAGUGUUGACCAAUUCCAAGCUCGUAUCAACAGCACCAACGACGGCACGUUACCACUUGAGCCAUGGCAGAGAGUGUCACAGGUUGUGUUUGAGGCUUGGCUCAAAGACCGAUGCGAACACGAUCCCUUGAUUGAGCUGCGAUACGGGUGGAAGGUAGAAGGGGUUAAGGAGAAUGUCGACCAGGUCGAAACAGUCAUUUCUAACGUAGAUACGGGUGUCACAUCAAUUAUUGUGUCCAAGUAUGUGGCGGGUUGCGACGGCGCCAACAGCCGCGUCCGGCAGUCCCUCAAAAUGCCCUUGGAUGGCGGACCCAUUCCAGCCUUCGUCCUGCUCGUCCACUUCAAGUCCAAGGAUCUCUCGCGGCUGCAUAAGCUGGGUCAAUUCUGGCACAUCUUCUUCUUCCAGCAGUCGGGGGAGUUUUCGGGCGCCAUCAUCGCCCAAGACGAAGUUGACACCUGGACGACUCACCUGUUCCUUCCCUUGGACGCGGACGAGUCCAAGAUCGACUCCCACGAAGCGAUCUAUGAAGCUUUGGGCGGCUCUCACGGACCAUACCCCAUCAAGGUCGAUAAAAUACUGGUACGCUCAACCUGGAGACCUAACAUUGCCGUGACUAGACAGUGGACGAGCCCAAUGCGUCGUGUGUUCCUGGCGGGAGAUUCGGCGCAUCAACUCAUCCCGACCGGCGGAUACGGUAUGAACACAGGGCUGGGCGACGCGUACGACCUGGGCUGGAAGCUGGCAUCUUCCAUCAAGGGCCAUGGCGGCUUGGGGCUGCUUGGCUCGUACGAGGCUGAAAGGCGACCUGUCGCACUCCGCAAUUCGGAACAUUCUGGCGUCCACAUGCAAACCCAUCAAUCAGUCAAACACUUGAUCAACGGGUUGGACAUUGCAACCCUCAAUUCUGACUCCGAAGAGGCUAUCGAGGCGCGUCGGAAGAUCCACGAGCACUAUCAGACAAACAAUGGAGAAAAUCUAGACUUGGGGAUCGAAAUGGGGUUUCGGUAUCGGUCAACAGUGAUCCUUACAGAGGGGGAUGACAUUAAAGAGCCAGAAUGGAGCCCUUCUCGCUACAUACCGACCACGUGGCCUGGGUCGCGACCGCCGCAUGUUUUUCUGAAGGAUGGAACCCCAAUCUUCGACCUGUUCCACCCCACGGACUGGACGCUGGUGACGUUUGGAGAGGGCUGCGAGGGGAUCGAGCACAUGCUCCAGUCUGCUCAGGAGUCCAACAUCCCUGUCAAGCAUCUCCACCUGGUGGGAGAGACUGUGGCGGAGAAAUUAUGGGAGCGCAAGAUGGUGCUCGUACGUCCUGACCAGCACGUUGCGUGGAGAGGAGACUCCGUUGCGUCGCUUGCCACAGCGCGUGACAUUGUGGCCACCACCACGGGCAAGAAGCAAAUUCAGACUGAAGCACCAAAUUCCAAAGACAGCAAAUUGCCCAAGCACGCGUUUACUGCGACCACUCAGCUCAUGACGCAGGUCGAUACCUUUGGUCUGGAAAAGAUGAGCGACUUUCAGCGAUGA